Bursaphelenchus okinawaensis is the source of this 852-nucleotide messenger RNA. Lineage: Eukaryota; Metazoa; Nematoda; Chromadorea; Rhabditida; Aphelenchoididae. The record is from the annotation of a GenBank genome assembly.
AUGUCUACUGAAGCUGUUGCCGCUUUGUCCAUUAACCAAUCCGAAAACAUUGAGAACAGAAUCACUCGUUCUAAGGCUACUGAGGAGUUGGCUGCGUUGAAGUUGAAGCCGUUGAAGAUGCCAAUGGAUGAGUUGGUCAAUGAUGAAGAAGAUGAGGAAUAUCAGCCAAGCGAUGAGGAAGGAGGAGAAAACGAAGUUGAAGUCGAAGAGGGAAACGAAAAUGAAGAAGGAAAUGAAAAUGAGGAGGUAAACGAGAAUGAAGAAGAGAUUGAUGUUGAAGGAGACGAUGAGAAUGAGGCUGAGAACGACGAUGAGAUGAAUAACGAGAGCAGAGUUGAAGAUGUGGUAAGUUUUUUGCUUAAAAAUUUAUAUUGUUGAUUUUUGUAUGUAAAAAUUUUGUUGACGGAUUUUAGGUGUCGAUUUAUCGGUAAAAUAAAUCUUAUCUUUGUUUUUUAAAUGUAUUAACGAUCUGCUUAACUUGAUAUUUAUGUUAUUCUAUUUCAGAACGUCUCUGUCCUCGAAGCUGAAGCCGCUGCUCCUUUAUCUCUUGACGUUGAACCAGAAAUGCUUCGACAAAAGUCUCCAGAAUACGUGGAAUUCGUUCGAACUGUCUUCAAGCGCAAAUUGGACGACACCAACCAAGAAGAUGUUGAGAUGAGCGACGAUGAAUACCACGAGGAAAGUGACGAUGAAGAAGGUGGAGAUCAAAUCGAGAAGAAUCCCGACAGCGAAGGCGAUGCUGAUGAAGACGAGGAAGACGCUGACGAAAGUCAGGAAGAUGCUGAUGUGAGUAUGGAGAUUCCAAAGGACGAGGUGGAUGAGCUGCAUAAUGAUGUAUACGAACAGAACUAA